AUGCAGUUACGUUCUGUCUGCAAAAUGCUGCAAACCGCAGCCGAGGUCGGUACUUUACGUAUUCGUCGUCAAGUUAUUUAUGGAGCUGGUUAUGGAUGGCCUGAUGCAUCAAAUUACAAUCCUUAUCGUUAUCAAUCAAAUAUUCCUGAUGGUAGUUUAAAUUCUUGGCAACAUGCAAAUAUUAAUUAUGAUGCGAAUAAUCCAUAUAAUAUGGUGCUGAGCGGAUGGAAUAAUUAUAACAACAUAAACAAUCGUCCUCGUCCAGAGUGGCAUUAUAAUACUGCUGACAGAAAGCAAUCAAAUUUGCUGAUAAAUGCUGGUUUAUAUUGUUUACUUUUCACAUUAAUCCAGUAUUAA
This is a messenger RNA of Didymodactylos carnosus, 357 nucleotides long. Lineage: Eukaryota; Metazoa; Rotifera; Eurotatoria; Philodinida; Philodinidae. The record is from the annotation of a GenBank genome assembly.